Molecule: messenger RNA, 3469 nt
Organism: Ictidomys tridecemlineatus (thirteen-lined ground squirrel)
Lineage: Eukaryota; Metazoa; Chordata; Mammalia; Rodentia; Sciuridae
Gene: Nt5e
Product: 5'-nucleotidase ecto
Biological process (GO): AMP catabolic process
Cellular component (GO): plasma membrane
Molecular function (GO): nucleotide binding; metal ion binding; 5'-nucleotidase activity
Source: RefSeq, a predicted model, not a curated record
GCGUCUGUGCUGCUGCUCCUGGCGCUGGACGCACUGCUGUGGCCCGUAGCUGGCGCCUGGGAGCUCACCAUCCUGCACACCAACGACGUGCACAGCCGGCUGGAGCAGACCAGCAAGGACUCCGGCAAGUGCCGCAACGCCAGCCUUUGUGUGGGCGGUGUGGCGAGGCUCUUCACCAAGGUGCAGCAGAUCCGCCAAACGGAACCCAACGUGCUAUUGCUGGACGCCGGCGACCAGUACCAGGGCACCAUCUGGUUUACUGUGUACAAGGGCUCCGAAGUGGCGCACUUUAUGAACGCUCUGCGCUACGAUGCCAUGGCACUGGGAAAUCACGAAUUUGAUAAUGGCGUAGAAGGACUAAUGAAUCCACUCCUCAAGGAGGUCAACUUUCCAAUUCUUAGUGCAAACAUUAAGGCAAAGGGGCCAUUGGCAUCUCAAAUAGCAGGACUUUAUUUGCCAUAUAAAAUACUUUCUGUUGGUGGUGAAUCCGUGGGAAUUGUUGGAUACACUUCAAAAGAAACCCCUUUUCUUUCAAAUCCAGGAGCGAAUUUAGUAUUUGAAGAUGAAAUCGCUGCCUUGCAACCUGAAGUAGAUAAGCUAAAAACUCUAAAUGUGAACAAAAUUAUUGCACUGGGGCACUCUGGUUUUGAAAUGGAUAAACUCAUCGCUCAGAAAGUGAAGGGUGUGGAUGUCGUGGUGGGAGGACACUCCAAUACUUUUCUCUACACAGGCACUGCACCUUGUACAGAGGUGCCUGUUGGGAAGUACCCAUUUAUAGUCACCUCUGAUGAUGGGCGGAAGGUUCCUGUGGUCCAGGCCUAUGCUUUUGGCAAAUACCUAGGCUAUUUGAAGGUUGAGUUUGAUGAAAAGGGAGAUGUCAUCACUUCACAUGGAAAUCCUAUUCUUCUGAAUAGCAGCAUUCCUGAAGAUGCAAGCAUCAAAGCAGACAUUAACAAAUGGAGAAUAAAAUUGGAUAAUUAUUCUACCCAAGAACUGGGGAGAACGAUUGUCUAUCUGGAUGGCUCUACUCAAUCAUGCCGCCGUAAAGAGUGUAACAUGGGCAACUUGAUCUGUGAUGCUAUGAUUAACAACAACCUUAGACACCCAGAUGAAAUGUUCUGGAAUCAUGUGUCCAUGUGCAUUUUAAAUGGAGGUGGCAUCCGGUCACCAAUUGAUGAACAGAACAAUGGCACGAUUACCUGGGAGAACCUGGCUGCUGUGUUGCCCUUUGGAGGCACAUUUGACUUGGUCCAAUUAAAAGGCUCCACCCUGAAGAAGGCUUUUGAGCACAGUGUGUAUCGAUACGGCCAGUCCACAGGAGAGUUCCUACAGGUGGGCGGAAUCCAUGUGGUAUAUGAUCUUUCUCGAAAACCUGGGGACAGAGUGGUCCAAUUAGAUGUCCUUUGCACUAAGUGUCGAGUACCCAGUUACGAGCCUCUUAAAAUGGAUGAGGUAUAUAAGGUGACCCUCCCAAACUACUUGGCCAAUGGUGGAGAUGGAUUCCAGAUGAUAAAGGAUGAAUUAUUGAAACAUGACUCUGGUGACCAAGAUAUCAACGUGGUUUCUCAAUACAUCUUAAAAAUGAAAGUAAUUUAUCCAGCAGUUGAAGGUCGGAUCAAGUUUUCUGCAGGAAGUCAUUGCCAUGGAAGUUCUUCUUUAAUAUUUCUUUCAUUUUUGGCAGUGAUCCUUGUUUUAUACCAAUAGUCAACAAAAUCUCCUUGCCAUUAAUGUGAAACUGACUUUUUUUCUGAGAGAUUUUCAGACCUGUCUCUUAGGACCUGGCUUUGUGAUAGCACAGACCUACCCGUGGGCUCCUAGAAGCUGAAGCUUAGAGCAUUGUGAACACAAGAGACUGAUAUCAUCACUCAGGAUCAGCAACUUAGUGAACAGAUAGAGAAAGAAAAUAAAUAGGGCUUUAUCAGGAAAAACCUAACCAUAUUUAGUUACAUAUCCAAAUAUUAAUAAGAAUUUAAACUAUAGAACUUUAAACCAUAAAAAUUAUUUUUUCCUUUAUAUCCAUUUCUAAUCCAACAACUUAUGUUUACAUAGAACUUAAUAAUUUAUAAGGAAGUUUUAAAUACAUGGUCUCAUUUAAUACCCAUUACUUUCUUUGGGGGGUUUUCCCCAUUUGACACAUGAGGAAACAGAAGCUCAGAAAAGGGUUGACUUGAUGGAGGCUAAGGGACACAUCCAAGACCAGACCUAAAAUCCAAUGCUAUUUCAAAUACAUCAAGUUGCUGUCAGUCUGAUACUCAAUAGUCUCCUCUUUCUGACUAUCAAUGGCCCCAAGUUCAUGGAUGAGAAGUCUUUACUUCUGGUCUCAACUGGCCCCAGCCCACGCCCAUUUUGCCUCCUGCUGUAGUAGCAAGUUCAAUGAGUAAACACAGGAUAGCACUCUCUGUCUCAUCACUAUGUACCUUUGAUGAGUCAGCAAACAAACUGUGAAGCAGGUAAUGGGAAAGACCAGAGGUUUCAAAAGGCAGUCAAGGGACAGGAGAUAAAGGGGAGGGAAGAACAGGAUGCCAAGACUGACUUAGAUUACAGAAAAGAAAGAGCUUUAUAAAGGGUGUUUAGAUGUUAGAUAACUAUUUGCCAGAGAGGAUCAGCAUGGUGCUUGACAAACAGUAUUGGCUGUUAUUAAUUUUAUGAGAUUCCAUCAGCUCUGCCUCUGUGCUCUUUCCUUCUUUCUUCUUAACAUGAGUGUCAUGAGAAGAGAACUUUGUAAAAUAAACUAAUUCUAAACCUGCACCUGUCCCUCCCCAAGAUACCAGCACUGUACUUACUCUAGUCACACUACACACAUUAUGGAAAAUCCAGAGUUCUGGAAGACAACUGAUUUUAAAAAUUGUGUACACAGAUAUUUGAAGUCACUCUGCCUCAAAAAAUAAACAAUCACUGUAAGUCACUCUCAAGUCCAGAUAUGAGAACAUCUGCAGUUAGGGGGCCCCAGACUGGAUGCUCAGCAAAUACCCAUACUGAUGAAAGAACAAAUACUUCCCUAAGGUGGUAGUGGGUGCAGGUGAGCCUGCUUAGAUGGCAUCAUUAAUUCAACAAGCAAUGGGAACCUUCACCUUAAAAAUAGCGAGCACAGGACAGCUGGAAAUUUGGAGAGGGAGUAUGUUUGUUUCUCAGUGUUUACAAAUAUUAAGUACUUUUAAACUUUAUUAUAACCUUUUUAUAAAGUUUGUUGCAGUAAAAUAAUGCUUAGUUCUGUGCAUAUAAGAUUAGCUAUAAAUCAAUAAAUAUCAAUAAGAAUGUACAAAAAAAAUAGAGAAAGGUGCGCAUUUGGGGUAUAUUUUUUAUGCUUGGCCAGUAAACUACGAUAAGUCUUAGAGCACAUUUUUGUAAAGAACAUUUUUGUAAGUUUUCUAAAUAUGUGUAUAUGUAUUGUGCAGUGGGGUAUGAGAAAUGACCUUGGACCACUUUGUAAUUGUAGAUUCCAAACAAUAAAAUUGAAAUAUGCUCCUUC